AUAUGGACUCGCAGAGAAAUGCAACGUCCUGCCCUUCUUCAUCUUGAAUAGUGGGAGUCAUGAACCGCUGCAAGGAUCGGGAUCAUCUUGCGCAGUAAUAUUGCGAGCGGAGCAAGCGGUGGCGGCGGCGGCGGCCACUCCGGGGAAUGUCGACUGGCCGUCAGUCCUGACAUCGGCCUCUUCUGAUCUCAAACAGCAGCCUAAUGGGAUGUGUGUGCGGUCAGUGAAGCAUGCUGGAGAGGAAAAUCAUGGAAAUGUGUCAGCUGAACAUCUAGGUGAGAAGAGCGUUGCCUGUAAAUAAUGUAAACUUCAGUGACAGGCACAGCAGUUCUUCCUACCCAACAUCCACCUCAAUCACCAGCCAUUCAAAUGCACACGGACAAUAAACUGGCCAAUCAUGGCAAGCAGGUCAGCAGCGACAGUCGGUCUCAGAUACCCAGCGUAAACCAACAGGCUCAGCAGCAGACAGCUGCAACACACCUGGGCUCAAAAGGAGUCGGUCCCGGCAGCCAUGGAGUCAAAACCAACCAGAUUUCCCACGGCAACCCUGGGCUGAAGGCUGUCAGCCAAUCGGUGAGCAGCGUCGGAGGGAUGCUGAAAACCAAAUCAAAGCGGGAGCGAGGCGUUUCCAUUGACUCGGGCGAAUCAAGAAAUGCAAUUCCUCCAGUCCUGGAAACCGAUGCCAAAGGAGAGGGUGUUACGCGCAAUAAACGGCGCUGUGUUCUGGCAAAGAAACAGCCGUACAGUGGAGAUGAAUGGUGUUCUGGACCGGACACAGAUGAUGAAGACAAGCCGUACGCUGCAGCCCAGCGUGAACGAGGGCCAGCUGGUUCAAUCCAGGGACUCUCUGAUCGCCUGUCUGCAGGACGCAUGUCUGAAUCUGGAGGUUCAGUAAUGGGAUGUGGAGUGGGACCAGGGCUAAAAGCAGAGCCGCCUCAGCCUCCACCGCAAGUGGUUUAUGUUUUCACAACCAGCCUAGCCAACAGUGCUGCAGAGGCAGUGAUAAAAGGACAGACCGAUUCCAUCCUUCGGUUUCACCAGCAAAAUGUCCCAAACUCCAAGUUGGAGCAGGGCCACCCCCCAGGGAAGCUUUCUAGCCUGACUGAGAAGGUCAACAGCUCUCCACCCAUGGGAACCCCUAAAUCCCAAAGUGGAACUCCACGGCCAGCCUCUGCAGGAGUUGGAGGUUCGUUGCCUCCUGCCCCAUCUGUCGGACAUUCUGAUAAUGACUCUUCUCAGGCCAGACCUGGCGGUGCUUCUAGCAACAACAGUAUCGUCGCUCACAGAUCAGAGGGAGGAAGCAUGGCCACAUGUGCAGGUCCAGACCCUGGAAAUGGAGAUGGUGCAGGGGGUAUGUCACUUCCUCCUGGUGCAGUAUCCCCAUCAGAGAGUCCCUCCAUCCUAUCUACACACCUGCAGAGCGAUAUAGUCCAAAGGAGUGGCCCAGGGAACACAGACGGUCUUUCCAAGGAGCAGCUUGAACAUAGAAAGCGCUCUUUACAGACCCUGGAGGACAUAAAAAGAUUGUUCCUGCGCAGUGGACCUGGAGGAGGCCCUGAAGACCCAGGAGGCUCGAACAGUAACACUCCUAAUAACUCAUCCAACCUAAAUAAUAACAGCAAUGCUGAUAGGAGUGGCAUCGAGGACAAUGACAAUGGUACCAACAGCUCUGGAAAUUGCAGUAGUGGUAAUAUGUUAUCGUCAGCUCUGGCUCCAGUAGGAGGGAUGAGAAAAUAUGAAGAGCCCCUUCAGUCCAUAAUUUCUCAGACACAGACCCUUGGUGGACCUGCCCUUGAAAGCCCUCAUAUGGACUCUCACCAUAACCUGCCUCAACACCCCCAUCACCAAAUGUCUUCCCCUGGAGAUGACAUGGGUCCCUUACUGGUGUCAGAAGGACUUACACGAGAGCAAAUGGCCUGGAGGAAACUUCAAGAGGAAUACUACCAGGAAAAAAGACGGCAGCAGGAAAUUCAGCCCUCAGCACAUCCCCAGCACUUUAGAAUGAUGACUGAGGUGGGCAUGCAUGGAGGUCCCAUGCUGAUGAGAGGACCCCCUCCUCCUUACCACAGCAAGCCCGCAGACCAGCAAUGGGGUCCUGCCAAUAUGAUGGGAGGUGGACUGGGUGGAAAUGGACGAAUGUUAGACAUGCACCAAGAGGGACCUCGUGGCCCAAGGUUUGUGGGACAGAUGCAGAGAGGGCAACCUGGAGGAGGAGGUUUUCCCAGUAGUCCAGGAGGUGGUUUAUCAAUGGAAGGUCUAGGACCCCAAAGACCUGCCCGUCCAGGAAUGAUCUGGAUGGACGAUAUGCCCAACAUCAGUGGUGGCGGUCCCUUUCAUGGAUGCUACCCCAGUGGACCUUUACAAGGUGACCCCGAGCUUCUUACACGUGAAGAAAUGUUCCGGAUCAUGGAGAAACGUCAUAUGCAGGGUGUUUCCAGGUUUGAACUUGACAGAUUAGUUAAACAGCAGCAACAAGGAAGUCUGAGUUCAAGAAUUAUGGAUAGUCUUGGGGGGCCAGACUUUCCUAAUUUGGGAAUGGGCCGGGGUCCACCUGCUGGUCGAGGUGAUCCCAUGGACUUUCCUGGUUCACGAGAGAUAAUGGGUUCUCCUGGAGCAGGUCCUCAGAUGAGAGACUUGGUGGAUUCUCCUUUAGGAGGCAAUAUUGCAAUGAGCAUAAACCCACAGAUGAAUAUUCAGCAGCAGCAGAUGAUGCUGUCACACAGGCUCAGAGGUGGUCAUGCAGGUGGAGGGUCUCUAGGUGAGAUGUUUGGCCCUGGGGAGAUUUCACAAAUUAGUGCUUCACAGAAUGGAAGAGGAGGAACUAAAGGAGUAAUUCCCGGACCCGAUGGCUCCUUCCAGUUUCAAAAUCACGGCCCCUUCUCUGGAGGACAGAUGGAUGGACACUAUCUUCAACAUCCAGGCCCUGAGAUAUUUGUGCCUGACCAGCCAGGCCCCAAUCAGAUGGGAGGCACAUCGCGCCUCAGUCAUAUGCCCCCAACUGGAGGCCUUAGAGGAGCAGACCUUGGUCCUAGACACUCCUCUGACAUAUCACUUGGUGUUAAUCCCCUGACCUCCCCCUCAGUUCCUCCUUCUCAUCAGCUCAAGUCCCCAUCCCUCAACCAGGAGCCAUCUCCUCUGUUACCUUCCCCCUCUGCUCCAGGACUGAAGUCCCCAAUCUCCUCUGCGGGGCAACACCCCCCUCUUCCCCCUGCAUCUGGAGCUGGGACUCCAUGCUCCUCUUCAAUGAAGUCUCCUCAAAUAAUGGGGUCUUCUAAUCUUGGGUUGCACUCUCCAUCUGCCUCUCCUGGACGACUGAAGUCUCCAGCCAUGGCUGUGGGCUCUCCAGGGUGGACCUCCUCCCCUAAAACUACACUUCCGAGUCCAGGAGGUCCAACCACUGGGAAGGUAAUGGGGAAUGGAGGAAGUAGCUCAAAUGAAACAGGCCAAUCACUUCCCCCCAGGAGUUCCACCUCAACUCCUGUUAACCAGCCAGGCUCCAUGAAUCCCAGCAUGCCAUUUACGUCCUCUCCUGAUGCCCCCCCAUCUCAGAAUCCUCUGUCCCUUAUCAUGUCUCAGAUGUCCAAGUAUGCCGUUCCCAGUUCUACUCCUCUCUACCAUGAGGCUAUCAAAACAAUCGCUACUUCUGAUGAUGAAAUGCUACCAGAUCGACCUCUACUGUCUGGUGUCAGUCUGGGAGGAAACAUGGGGAAUACCCAGACGACACAGAUGCUCGUCUCCCAGGGCUCCAUCGGUCCCCACAGUGACCCACAAAGCCCCAUGGGUCUUGUUGGCCAGGGUCAGCAGCACAUCUCCCAUGACACCUCAGGGCCUGUGCUCUCCUCUCCAAACCAAAUGGGCAUGCCCACCAUGAGUUCUGUCAUCAUGGGAGGGGGAGCACCUGAUGGAAUGGGACCCAGCAACGUAUCACCGUUGUCUCAGAAUCAGAUGGCAUCUUUUCCUCGCAUGCAGCCUCCAUCACACAGGCCCAUGCACUCACCAAUCGGAGGAAUGCCUCAGAAUUUCUCUCAGUCUAAUGAUGAUAUUUUGCAGCAUCAACAGCUACAUUUGCUUGGCAAAGGCCAUCCUCACCAACGCUCGUCUCACCCAUCUGACUCAUUUCCCUCUCUUCCCAUGGGUGAUGGUCCCGAUUUAAGUGAGGUCAUACGACCCACCCACACGGGUAUCCCUGAGUUUGAUCUCUCCCGCAUCAUUCCUUCCGAUAAGCCCAGUAGCACUCUUCAGUACUUCCCCAAGAGUGAGCCACAUCAGAAUCCACACCAGGGGCCACCACCCCAGCAACAUACUCCACAGCAGCUCCUCAAACACCUGUCUUCAUCUGGCCCUCAGCACGGCAGCAGCCCGUCAUCCAACCCCCACUUAGCAAGUCUGCAGAGUAUGGCCGAACAGCAGCUGCCACCUCAUCCCUCACACGGUGGAAUACGCCAAAGCAUGGGCAUUCCUCAGGGGGGCUCUAGGGGCAUGGUGUCCGGUGGGGGCAUGAGCCCCAUGUGUCCCCCUGGGCAUAUGAUGGGAAGGACAGGCCUGAUGUCCCAGCAGCAACUCCAGCAACAACAAGCCAUGAUGGCCAACAGCCUUCUCCACCAUCCCCCCAACCCUUACCCUGGCAUGAUGCCCUCCCAGCAGCACUCGCAUAAUUUAAUGACACAGCAAAACAUUAUGAUGAUGCAGGCUAAACAGCGAGGCAUGUCAAUUCCAGGGGAGCCCUUUGGACAUCAGGGUCCCAUGAUGGGCCCUCCCCACCCUCAGUCUAGUAUGAUGGGCCCACAGCCUCUCAGACAGCGGGGAAUGUCUCUGGAAAGUCCCAUUGGCUAUGGAGGUAUGGCCAAUAUGCCGUUCUGAUCCAGCUCAACAAACUGUAAAAAAAAAAAAAAAAAAAAAAAAAACAUGCGUUUGCUUACCAUUGUGUCCAAAUUUUUUCAUUGUUAUUCUUGUAAUUGUUUAAAUUGUGGAGGAAAAAAAGAAGAAAAAAAACAAAAAAAAAAAAAACAAAUCAGUGAUCAUAUUCAAAUUUUGGA
This is a messenger RNA of Melanotaenia boesemani (Boeseman's rainbowfish), 5036 nucleotides long. RefSeq names its product bcl9 like (gene bcl9l). Lineage: Eukaryota; Metazoa; Chordata; Actinopteri; Atheriniformes; Melanotaeniidae. The record is from RefSeq and is a predicted model, not a curated record. Gene Ontology annotation, cellular component: beta-catenin-TCF complex. Gene Ontology annotation, molecular function: transcription coactivator activity; beta-catenin binding. Gene Ontology annotation, biological process: positive regulation of transcription by RNA polymerase II; negative regulation of transforming growth factor beta receptor signaling pathway; canonical Wnt signaling pathway. Bases 370 to 4860 code for a protein of 1496 amino acids. The transcript is spliced from 10 exons.